AUGCCUAUAUGCUCUGUGAUUCGUCUUUCUUAUAUACUUGCAAUCCUUAAUGCUCUAAUAAUAAGACUGUACCAAAUUCACUGUUCUCAAACGCUUUGGUUUCUGUCGAUUAAAUGUCUUGCCCUGCGGCGCUUUUACACUGAAAUCCGAAUUGGCGCACUGCAGGUCAUGUUUGUGUUCACCAAAGAGGACGCGCAGUACGAAGCGCUCACGUGGGCCGCCGAGAAGAUGCACUACGCGUGCAGCCUGAGCACGACAACUGAGGAAGCCAUCGAGAAUUUUUUCAACGAGCGCCCGCACCUGGUGUUCAUCGACGCGCGGGGAAAGGGCACCAUGGACCCAACGGCUCUGUGCAGGACUAUGCGAGGCAACAGAGGCAGCCAGUUCUCGUGCAUCGUGGCUGUCGUUAAGAAAGCGCUGGUCGACAAGGAAGAAGCAGCCAUCGUAUCACUGCUCAAGUACGGCUUCAGCAGGUGGCUCACUGAAACGUGCUCGCAUGGCGUUUGCCUCAACGAGAUGAUCCAGAUCGAGCACAACGACCUGGCCAACCUGCGGAAGCUCGAGGCGUCCGAGGCGCUCUUCUCGGCACUGCACUUCACCCGAGAUGGCGUCAUCGUCACCGGACCUUCGCACGAUGUACAGUUCAUGAACCACGCAGCUGAGAGGCUAGUGGGCUACACGGCAGAGGAAUUGCUGGGCGAGAACGCCCAAGAACUGCAUCGCACCGGAGCCCUGAAGGCGGAGGUGGCCGAGUGCAUCAUCGCCGAGGUUUACAAGGGCCACGCGUGGCAGGGCACGCUGUUCCAGCGCCGCAGGUCCGGCGAAUGCGUUCCAGUCUGGAGCAAGAUUGCGCCCGUCAACAUCACUGGACAAUUGGAGCACGUGGUGUACGUCAAGGAGAACCCUUUUCUAAUGGACAGGCCCUUCUCGCCCGACGCUGCCGGCUCCAACAAGCGACAGGCGUACGCAGCGAAGUACCACGCGAUGACGAUCGAAGGUCCAGUGACAAAGGUUGUCAACAUGCUCAUGGCGACAAAAGACAACUGCGCAGCCUCUGUGGGCCAGUCACUGGACCGCGUCAUCGACAUCCUGAAAUCUACCGAACUGUACAACCCGCAACUGAGCGCCAGCAUGGGGAAGGCCGAGGACCAGAUUACGUCAGACCUUGUCGCGGGACUCACUUCUACGGGCCAGAAACCAACGGGCGUCCGGCGACUGUCUCACGAGACUGCGCUGAUGAAAGUGAACGUGGUCAAGGCGGCGUCGUCGUCGACGGCGACGCACGGCUGCCUCUCGCCCAGCCUGGCCGCAGCACCUUCCAGGAUCCGCGAGCUGCUCGAGAACGACGUCAAGUGGGACUUGGACAUCAUUGAACUGGAGUCGCAUACGGCACGACGGCCCCUCAUCUGGCUGGGCAUGUCUAUCUUUGCCAAAUUCAGCGUGCACACCAGCCUGGAAUGCGACGACACUAUCUUAAGUAACUGGCUGCAGCUCAUUGAGUCACACUACCAGGACAACCCGUACCAUAACUCGACGCACGCGGCUGAUGUUAUGCAAGCAACGGCGUACUUUCUGCUAAGGCUUAGAAGCAAGGACAUACUGGACCCGCUGGAUGAAGCAAUCUGCCUCCUGUCUGCAGUCAUUCACGACGUAGACCAUCCUGGAAGGUCAACUCCGUUCCUCUGCAACUCUCAGGACCUGCUAGCGAUUCUCUACAACGAUCGUUCGGUGCUCGAGUUUCACCACGCAGCUUUCGGCUUCAAACUGACGCUGUCGGACGAGAAGGUCAACAUAUUCCAGAACAUGGAGCGUGACGUCUACCGUACGGUGCGAGCUUCCAUCAUCGACAUGGUGCUAGCCACUGAGAUGACUAAGCACUUCGAGCACCUGUCCAAGUUUCUCAAUGCCUUUCAGAAACCUGCCCAAGACGACGACGCGUUUGGGCCAGAGACAGACGAGGAAAAGCGUCGUGGGCUGCCUGUAAUGAUGCCUGCCUUCGACAGAGCGACGGUCAACAUCGCAAAGUCCCAAACUGGGUUCAUCUCCUAUUUCGUGCGUGACAUGUUCAAGGCGUGGUCAGACUUUGGAGACUUCCCCGAGAUCUUGGAGAUUAUCGAGAAGAAUUUCAUUUACUGGAAGGAUAAGGAACCACCCCCGCCCCAGUAAGCGAGUCGUCUGUGUACCGUGCGAGAGCGAACGACCACGGAAAAGCCCAACGAGGCGGCAAAGCAGCGCACACAAUCGUUCACGUCAAGUUGAGCGUCUGCCGUCGCCGCGAAAAAAUGAAGCUGUUCCACGUGCGUGCCAUAUAGGGACUGAAGUGCUGCAAAGUACGCAUCGAAGGACUUCAUGAUACUCGGCAUGCCAAGCU
Rhipicephalus microplus (southern cattle tick) is the source of this 2371-nucleotide messenger RNA. RefSeq names its product high affinity cAMP-specific and IBMX-insensitive 3',5'-cyclic phosphodiesterase 8B. Lineage: Eukaryota; Metazoa; Arthropoda; Arachnida; Ixodida; Ixodidae. Gene Ontology annotation, biological process: signal transduction. The record is from RefSeq and is a predicted model, not a curated record. Gene Ontology annotation, molecular function: 3',5'-cyclic-nucleotide phosphodiesterase activity.